UAAAGUUUCUGUUGCAAAUUGCAUUAAACUCUCUCUCUCUCUCUCUAAAGUCAAGAUAGCCGUUGCACUUUACUCCUCUUGUAUUAUUAACACUAAGCUACCGUUUCCCUCUUCAUCAAGGAAUCCAUCUCUCUCUCUCUCUCUCUCUCUCUCUCUCUCUCUCAAUACCCUUUUCCUCGUUUGCUUUAUUUUUCUCUUUCCACCGCUCCUCUUCUCCUUCAACAAAAUCCAAUGAAUACCCUUGUUUCAAAAUCCAUACUUUCUACUCCAUCAUCAAGUUGUAGAAGCAGUGGUAGUAGCUGUAGCAGCAAUGAGAGCAAUGAAAGUUAUAACUUAUUAGAGCUUCGACGUCUCAACUAUGAACCACCACCACCAUGCAAAUCAGUUUCUCAUAGAUCAUUGGCAAUUCUUUCAGAACACGUUGGCUCAGUUUCAUGUUUAGCCUUAUGUGGUGAGUUCAUAUUGAGUGCAUCACAGGGCAAAGACAUCAUAGUAUGGCAACAACCAGAUUUAAGGUUGUUUGCGAAAUUCGGUCAAGGAGAUGGAUCUGUCAAAGCACUAGCAACUUUUGGAAACAAUGUUUUCACUGCUCAUCAAGAUAGCAAGAUUCGUGUUUGGAAAGUUUCUAGAAGUUCAGAGAAUGUGUUCAAGCUCGUCGAUACGCUUCCAACAACAAAAGACUAUUUGGGGAAGUUUAUGAAACAAAGUAAUUAUGUUCAAACUAGGAGACAUCACAAGAGGUUAUGGAUUGAACAUGCUGAUAGCAUUUCUUGUUUGGUUGUUCAUAAUGGUUUGAUUUAUUCAGGGUCAUGGGAUAAGACACUAAAAGUUUGGAGUGUUUCUGAUUUGAAGUGUUUAGAAUCCAUUAAGGCGCAUGAUGAUGCUAUCAAUGGGUUGGUAGCAUGUAAAGGGAUUGUUUAUUCUGCUUCUGCAGAUGGGAAAAUUAAGGCAUGGGGAAAAGAAGGGAAAAAUUUGCAUACUUUGAAAGGUGUUUUAGAGGGUCAUAGAGAUGUUUCUUUUAAUUCUGUUGUUGUUUCUGAUGAUGGUAAAUGGGUUUAUGGAGGUGGUUCUGAUGGUUAUGUAAUGUGUUAUGAAAGAAAUUUUGAGAAUUGGAAAAUGGUAUGUGAAACAAAGGCACAUGAAAUGGCUGUUUUGUGUAUGUGUUUGAUUGAGGGUUUUUUGUGCACAGGUUCAGCAGAUAAAAGUAUAGGUAUUUGGAAAAGAGAGGCUUUUGGUAAAAUUUGUAAAGUUGGGGUUAUAAUUGGACAUGAAGGUCCUGUGAAGUGUUUACAAGCUUCAUCAUCUAAUAGAAUUGGUGGUGGAUUUUUGUUGUAUAGUGGGAGCCUUGAUAGAAGUGUGAGAGUUUGGUGGGUUCCAAAGUAUGAUGAAACAAAAGUGGAGGACAAAAAUUCUACAACACUUAGGAGCACAUUGAAUGAUUCAAUUCAUCAUAAUAUCUUAGCAACAUGUUGAUUGAAGGGUUAUUAAGAAGAAGCACAUGAUCUCUUUUUUCUGUGUCUACUGUGCUUCUUUCUUUGGUUAUUUUUGGAAUUUUCUUUGUUUUGAUUUUUGGUUUGUACUUGGUGUUUAUGCCAUUUUAUAUUUUUUCAUUCUAUUUUUGAAAGAGUUGAUUGUAGAAGUAUAGUGUGAAAUUGGGGGGUUAUGGUUUAAGUUUUAUAAUUUUCUUGGUAAAGAAAUUAGGGGGAUACAACAGAGUGAUUUGAUUAUACCUUUCUUUCAGAAUUCAUUUUUAUGUUUUCUAUACAAAAUUGUAACUGUGUCUAUUAAGGAUUCAAUCAAUGGAAUAAUUUAUUUUGUUUUGUGGGUUA
Messenger RNA from Medicago truncatula (barrel medic), 1829 nucleotides. RefSeq names its product protein JINGUBANG. Lineage: Eukaryota; Viridiplantae; Streptophyta; Magnoliopsida; Fabales; Fabaceae. The record is from RefSeq and is a predicted model, not a curated record. The transcript has a single exon. Gene Ontology annotation, molecular function: protein binding. Bases 232 to 1473 code for a protein of 413 amino acids.